Poecilia latipinna (sailfin molly) is the source of this 1830-nucleotide messenger RNA. RefSeq lists its product as uncharacterized. The record is from RefSeq and is a predicted model, not a curated record. Gene Ontology annotation, molecular function: G protein-coupled receptor activity. Lineage: Eukaryota; Metazoa; Chordata; Actinopteri; Cyprinodontiformes; Poeciliidae. Bases 91 to 900 code for a protein of 269 amino acids. The transcript has 3 exons. Gene Ontology annotation, biological process: positive regulation of Rho protein signal transduction; phospholipase C-activating G protein-coupled receptor signaling pathway. Gene Ontology annotation, cellular component: plasma membrane.
AAAUAUCUUGUUUCAUGUCUGUGAGGAACAUGUGUGACUUGUUUUUCUUCCUUCCUGUUGAUGUUCUGAUCUCAGAAACCGACACAGGAGAUGUAUCAUGCUGAUGUUGUUUAUCUGGUCAUGUGGCUCAACAUUCGGUUCUGCCUUCCUGUCACAGUUCUGGUCAUCGGGUUGUGCUGCAUGGUACGACUGGAAAACAUUCCUGUCAUCAAGUACAUGAACCUUCUGGUCUCCAACCUGGUCCAGUUCGGCUCCAUGAUCGUCUGGGUGGCACAAAAGGAUGAAAGAGAGAUCCCGGUCUGGUCUGUGGCCGUGUAUUACUGCAGCGUGAUGGCCAGUCUGGGCUUCCGGGUCUGCAUCACUCUGGAGAGGUAUUUUGUGAUCGUCCCCCCAAAGCUGCAGUGCAUCAGACAACCUAAAGGUUCUGCGUUGAUCUGCUUCAUGAUGUGGGGUGUUUGUUUUACAGCUGCUCCGUUCCUGAAGGCCAAUGAAACCGUUUUACCCAUCUUUGUUUUUGUAGUUUUUGCUCUGGCCAUCCUCUCGGCCCCCGUCAUGGUUUUCUGUCUCGCUCGGAGCAUCAGAUCGCUUCCUGCUGCCACCUCUGUGUCCACAGAGGAGAAACGCAGAGUUGUGGGGGUUUUGGUUUUCUUUGUGGUCAGUUACACUGAGAUGAUCCUCUCCACAGACGUUUGGUCUGUUUUAGUCUCCAGCUCGUUUUUAUUCCAUCUGUCUGACUUCAAAGUGAUAGUUUAUACGUUUCUACUGAAUCCUUUUAUGGACCUGGUUCUGUUUGUUUUCAUGUGUAAAGGUCCCAUUGAUAAGCUGCUGGGACAUCUGUGCUGCUGCAGCAUGGAGCACACUGCAGACAAAGUAAUUGAGGAGAUUUACGAGUUGGAAUGAUGAUGAACGCAUUUAGAGAUUGAAAGCAUAUUAGGAGGCAGUAUUUAAAAAGAUAAACCACUAAAAAAACAGAACUUUAAAGUCUUAUACAACAUCACACAGUAACCAGAAGUCUUUGUUUUUGUCAUUUAAUGUUUAAUUUCACUUCAAGGUUUUGAGUUCUACAUUUUGGCUUAUCUGCCUGUGCAAAAUAUGCAACAAAUAUGGUAAGAUGUGAAAAUGUUCCAUAUGUAAAUCUCCCUCUACUAAAAGCAAAUGCAACUGACUAAACAAUAAAUCAGUAAGCAAUACUUUCUUUAUUCGCCUGCCUCAUAUAUAAUUUAAGGCCUUUAAUGACUCCGUGUGGCUCCAGGGAUAAAAUUUCUGUCAGAGUUGCUUCUGUUGGUUGUUUGUAUUGUGAUGAGGAACUAAAUGCCCCAACAUGGGAAUAUUGGAUCAGAAAAUCACCUUAAAACUUUAAAUCAGACGAGUUUAUCUAUCUCCAUGUGAUCCUCAUGAUUCCUUUGAUAAAUAUUAAAAGUGUUACAAUCAGAGGAACAUUAAUUUAUUUCCUCCAGAAGAAUAAAGACAUGCUCAGUCACCAUGUUGUUAAUCUGCCCUUUUGCAUCAAAUAUAACAGCUUUUAAUGGUCUCAUUGUAAAAAGUGAGUAUGUCUGUAGAAAAAGUUGUUUUACUCAAACAUAUGCUUGUGUAUAAUUCAUAAAGACAUUUAAUAGAGAAUUAUGUAUGUAACAGAGGUUUGGAUGCAAUUAGAUCUUUACCCAGAUAUUUGACAAAAAGUAAAAAAAACAAAACUGUCAGCUAAGAGUGCCCUCUACUGGAAGAGUUUUUAACAAUUGCAUGUUUUAAAUAACCUGAUGCAUCUGUGAACACAUCUGAAUAAUUCUGCGUUUUGAUGGAAUAAUUAUUUAAUAAAAAUGUCUGAUAUUA